AAAGCCAUCUUUCUACAGCCACCACAAGAACUGUGCAGGUGAUCCAUUGCCAUGCUCCUAUGGCAUAUUUGUUUCCAAAGUCCCUCGGCUCCACCUGGCUCUUCCUGCCUUCCCCAGAGCCUCAGGGCCCGAAGGGGACGUGUUGCAAAAUUUUCCCGGUACAAACACGCAAGAGGAAGGAAGGGCAAAGUCCUACAGAAGUGUGUGUGGGAGAGUGAAGGCAGGGAUCCCGACGGCUCCUGAGGCCGGCAGGGAGCCUUAUUCUUCCUCAUCUUCGCCCGAGAAAGAGGACACACUUGGGAUACCGCGCCAAAUGAAAUAACACCGAGACUCUGCCCCGCCGCCGGCGCGGCCGCUCCGUUUCCGCCGCGCCGGGAGCACUGCGCAGGCCCGGCGCCGCCGCCCGCAUGGAGGAGGAGGAGGAUGAUGAGGGUGGCGGCGGCCGGGCGGCCACGGCGAGCCCGGCCGCGUCCGCCCGCUUCGUGCGGUGCCUCUACGCAGUGGGAUUCCUGGAUUUAUUUGGGGUGAGCAUGGUGGUUCCUUUAAUGAAUCUUCAUAUCAAAUCUCUAGGAGCAAGUCAUACAGUUGCUGGAGUCAUAGGAUCUCUCUAUGGUGUAAUGCAGCUAUUUACCAGCACAGUUGUGGGCUGCUGGAGUGAUAUAGUAGGGAGACGGUAUUCCCUGCUUGCUUGUAUUCUUCUCAGUGCACUGGGUUACUUCCUUCUUGGAAAUUCCACCACAGUGUUCCUGUUUGCUAUUUCUAGAGUCCCUGUAGGUAUUUUCAAACACACACUUUCCAUCUCUAAAGCCCUGCUGUCUGACCUGGUCUCAGAGAGGGAUCGCCCUUUAGUAAUGGGGCGCUUCAAUGCAGCCUCCAGUGUGGGCUUCAUUCUGGGACCUGUUGUUGGAGGCUACCUUGCAGAGUUCAAAGGCGGCUUUUACCAAACCUCCUUCAUCUGUGCCUCUAUCUUCCUUCUGAAUGGUGGUCUUGUCUGGAUGUUACCCUGGAGUGAAGAAAACACUAGCAAUAGGGACCAUUACCAAGACAAAGAAACAAACAGUUUUUUAGCAAAAUCAAAUCAUGACCAUGACUUGAAAUCAGCAACUAGUACAGCUGUGACAAACAGUAGUUUUUUCCAGUCUCCAUGGAUGCAAGUUGCAACAGUGCUGAAGAAAAUUAAAGGAAUUGCGUGCUCUAAUUUGUGGGAUGUAUUUUUAGUGCGGUUCCUGAUGUCGGUUGCUAUACUGCUGUAUUAUAGUAAUUUUACUCUGGCCUUGGAGGAGAGAUUUGGGGUGAAACCCUUGUUUGCUGGAUACCUAAUGAGCUAUAGCAGUGCGCUCGGAGUCCUGGCUGGUUGUUUGCUCGGACCAAUAACAAGACUCUAUGGGCACGACACUUACAGACUUUUGUUGCACUCCAGCACUUUCACCUGCACGUUGAUUCUCCUGUAUGCAUCGGCACCCAGCAUAUGGAUGGUCAUUCUGUCCUCCACGUUCUUGGCCUUCUCCACUACUAUCGGCCGUACCUGUAUCAUUGAUCUGGAGCUGACCGUCGGUGGGAGCGAGGCCAGCGGGACGCUCCUAGGUGUUGGACAGUCAGUGACAUCAGUGGGACGUAUUAUUGCCCCACUCCUUUCUGGAAUUGCUCAGGAAUUCAGUCCUUGUGGCCCUCCAAGUCUAGCUGUGGGACUAGCAUUAGUUGCUAUUGUGAUAAUGAAUGCAAACAAACAAAAAUACAGUAGUCAUGGAAGUGUGAAGUUAAAAAAUCAGUAGACACAAUUUUGGAUUGCACAGAUGUAUCUUCACCUGCCAGGCUUGUACAGUAAUUACAUGACUUUAAGGAGAGCACAUUAUGUCCCUAUGAAGCAAGUAUGUGUAUGUACUUAUGCUGCAGGGAUUUUAAGUCUAGACAGAUGUUAUUCCAACAGGUACCACCAGGACAUCUCUAAGAGGGGCAGAUGUUGCUGUAUUGUGCUGGCUGUGAUUUUUUAAAUGGAUUUUUAACCUUUUUGGAGGGUAAAAAGAAAUGUCGGGAAACGCACAAAUCCUGCUUAUAGCUCAUUUUUGAAACAGUGUUUAGAUUGAAAGAUUGUUUAAAAAGGGUGAACCUAAGCUGAAUUUUUGUUAUUUAAUCAGGAGAAUUUGUAAUAUGUUUGGCCUUAAUUUCUUAUUUUGUGGUCUGUUUCCUUUUGUCUGUUGUGACAGUAGCUUCUAUUACAGGAUGUUUGCUUAUGUGAUUUUUGCGUAGCCUGUUUUGUCCAGAAAACUUUCUGUGGACCAUGGUUAGGCACUUUGGAGUAAUCAUGCAACCCCUGCUGACUCCUGGUCUUUCCCAAGUAACAGAAUUGGGUAUAUGCUAACUUCAUGUACUAGAAGACCUAAUCUUAGAAUAAUACAAGGCCAUUCAGGCUGAAACUGAGGCUGAUUUUAAGUUUUAUUGAAAUUUAAACCAGUGGCUUCUGUUUAGUAAUAACUUCUACUGAGGAACUUUGUCAUAAUUUCUUUAUAUUUCCUGUGCAAUUUUUCUACCUUCAUUUUAAGAAUAAAUUUCCUUCCUAAUUCUCUCAAAUGACUGUAAAGAUGUUAGCAUCUAGCAGUAGUUCAUGGAUUUGGAUUAAUGCAUCCUGUCUCAUCUCAGGCAUAAGUGACAUUUUGGUGACAAGAGAAAUACGGUUUUACUGGUAUUUUAGUUACUCAUUUGUGUGCAUGGCUUAACUGAAGAGAGGUUAUCUCAGAGCUGUACAGAGCUGUAGCACUCCUCUGCUAUUUACUAUUCAAGCUCAUUACUUGCCAGUCACUAUUGUUUGUAUUUCAUAUGAAACAUGGAAAAAAUGUAUUUUGCUCUGAUAA
This is a messenger RNA of Haemorhous mexicanus (house finch), 2849 nucleotides long. It is a transcript of the gene SLC67A2, whose product is annotated as major facilitator superfamily domain containing 9. Gene Ontology annotation, cellular component: membrane. Gene Ontology annotation, biological process: transmembrane transport. The record is from RefSeq and is a predicted model, not a curated record. Lineage: Eukaryota; Metazoa; Chordata; Aves; Passeriformes; Fringillidae. Gene Ontology annotation, molecular function: transmembrane transporter activity. Bases 408 to 1772 code for a protein of 454 amino acids. The transcript has 6 exons.